UAAAUGAAACGAAGAUGCGAGUAUGAACAUCGAAAUGGACCCGCCGAACACAAUAUACCACAUUUACGAAAUAAGAUGAAUCACUUCCCCAAAAUGAAAUUGAAAACGAGUUUCACACAAUGAACGAGACGUACGAUAUUUCCGCCGAUGAUGUAACUUGGAUAUUAAGUAACUAUAGUUUUGGGAAUGGAACGAUCAGUGAGGUCGAUGCGAAUAAUUGGUGGGCCCUUAUAGCAUUAGUACUGGUUGUGUGUACAGCUGCUGGCAAUGUUUUGGUGUGCUUAGCAAUAUACUUGGAGAGGCGGCUGCAGAAUGUGACGAACUAUUUCCUAAUGUCGUUGGCGAUCACAGAUCUCCUUGUCGCGGUGUUAGUUAUGCCGAUUGGGAUUUUGACGCUUGUGAGAGGCUACUUCCCGUUGCCAGCGGUGUACUGCCUGGUAUGGGUGUGCCUCGACGUGUUGUUGUGUACAGCCUCCAUCAUGCAUUUGUGCACCAUAAGCGUCGACAGAUAUCUUUCCUUGAGGUAUCCGAUGAGAUUCGGUCGAAACAAGACGAGAAAGAGAGUGACAAUCAAGAUUAUGUUCGUUUGGAUUUUAUCUACCGCCAUGAGUCUCCCUCUCAGUUUGAUGUAUUCUAAGAAUGAAGAAUCAGUACUAAUAGGUGGUUCGUGUCAAAUUCCGGAUCCCCUAUACAAAGCGAUUGGAUCCGUUAUAUCCUUUUACAUUCCUUUGGGCGUGAUGCUGCUUACGUAUGCCCUGACUGUGCAACUUCUUGCAAGGCAACGGAAAGGUCUCGGGCAAGGAUGGGCAGCAGGCUGGCUUGGUGGGGUUCCGAUCGAACGCCGCUGCACUUGGAAGAGGUUUCUAAGUCCUAGAAGCGGGACGCCACAACAUUCGGCAGCUUCAACUGAGACUGAAUUACCACCGAUUGAUACUAGAGAUCUGUGGCUUCAGGACUCGAGUGAGCCUGCUCCGUCAGCAAUGAGCGCACUGCAUCAUUUUGGGGCAGAGAUGUUGCGUCUGUCGCGCGGCUUGGAAGCUUCCGCUGCAGCUAAGACAUCCAAAGGAACAAAUAUAUCCGAUAAAGGUGGUAUGCUUACACCAGGCUCGUUAAGCGUAUCAUCCAGUUCACCGUCAUCUAUGUUAAUAGACAAAAGACGACCGUCAUCCACAUGUGAUCCUAACACACCACUACACCGCGCUAGAAGUGCUUCUGACGAUGAAAGCAAUGAUGGUCUUCUAGCUCCAGUCACAUUAACAGCCAAAUCACGAAGUUCUGAAGAUGGACUACUUCUGCCUCCACCUUGCACUUGCCCCUACUUUGGCUCAGACUCCACUCCCCCGCGGCGGACUACAGAAGUUAUAAUAGUUCCUGGUGGGGAUAUCAAUGGAUGUAACGGUUAUCCUAGGAACGGAACUCAAAACUCUGAAGAUUCUCCCAACUUUUUUAGACGCCCGAGUAGAGGUGCAUCUUCUAUAGUGACCUGGGAAGAGGCCAGAAGAUUUCGACGUGGUUCAAGCUUUGGCACUAGGACAGCUUUAUCCACACCAGUAAGAACUAUUCGAAACCAAAGAUCAAUCAAUUGUCGUCCUCAAGGCUCAACACCACAAAGACAAGCGCCCAGAACACAUCAUUCAAGAAAUUCUAGUGUCAUAUCACGAAAUUCAUCUCGACAUGGAAGAAUACUCCGCCUAGAACAGAAAGCAACCAAAGUUCUUGGUGUAGUUUUUUUUACAUUCGUUGUGCUAUGGGCGCCAUUUUUCAUUCUGAAUAUGGUACCAGCAGUAUGUCCAGAAUGUGAAAAGAGAAUACCAAUAUGGGUAUUCGAUUGUGUACUUUGGUUGGGUUAUGCCUCAUCUAUGGUGAAUCCUAUUUUCUAUACAAUUUUUAAUAAGGUGUUUAGACAGGCCUUCAAAAAAGUGCUUUUGUGUGAGUAUUGUAAAAAAAGAUAGCCAGCACCCUGGGAGCGUAUCCGACCAUCCUCUGAUCCAGGACUUGGAGCGCUCUCAGUAAAUAGAAACGUAAGAUCUCAAUUUGUGUGAACAGAGCUUUAAGUAAAAACGCUUUUAGGUAAAAUUAGUACGUAGUUUUAAGGAUUUUUUUUCUAGUCGUAUUAUUUAAGAUAUUGUUUGAGUUCAAAUUCGGUUUUUGUACUUAAAUUUAUUUGGUGGUAAUUUAUUAGCUUACCAACGCACAAAAUAGUUUUAUAUUUUAUACAGUAGUGUAAAAAAAGCUACUCAAACUUGUUGCUACUCAAGCGUUUAUAAACGGCUUUGAGGUAUACAUUUCAAGGUGUUCUGCUGUGCAAACUAGCCACUCAAAAGAAAAUUCUAACGCAGGAAUUAAGAGCAAUAUUAUUUUAUAUACGUAGCAUACCACAAUAAAGCAAUGAAUUUUUCUUUGUUGGGUAACAGAAAUUAUUAAAUUCUUAGAUGAGUUGUUUAAAAUCUGGUAAUGUGAUGUUUCCAUUGUCUUGAUUGAAAAUAUCUCUAAAAAGAAGAUUCUAUCAGCGUAUAUCAUUGUAUUAUCUAUUAAAUGAAAUAAUAUCAUAUUGUCAUGUAAAUUAAUACACUAUUAAUUAGUAGUAUUGUUACAAAAUGAAAACUGUAUUAUUCUAGUCACAUUAAUGAGUCGCGAUGAAUUAUGAAUAUGUAAUUAUAGUUAGUAAUAUUACUUAGAAGUGUAUGUCAGUUAAAUGAGAUUCCUUUAUUGUAACGCGAUAUUUGUCUUAUUCUGAAAAUACGUAUUAUAUUAAUUUAAGUAUAUUUUAAUAAAAUAAAUGUCGAAUUAAAAAUCC
Molecule: messenger RNA, 2797 nt
Organism: Pieris napi
Lineage: Eukaryota; Metazoa; Arthropoda; Insecta; Lepidoptera; Pieridae
Gene: 5-HT2B
Product: 5-hydroxytryptamine receptor 2A
Exons: 7
Coding region: 120-1952 (610 amino acids)
Biological process (GO): adenylate cyclase-activating adrenergic receptor signaling pathway
Cellular component (GO): membrane
Molecular function (GO): G protein-coupled receptor activity
Source: RefSeq, a predicted model, not a curated record